AUGAUCAAGGUGAUGGGAGCGUGUUGGGGCGGCGGCUCACUCAUCACCGAUGAUAGGGCGCUGUUUUGGAGGAUGUACCGUGGUGCUUGCGGACUGAAGCGCGACUGUGGUGCCACUUUGUGUGGCGUUGUGUACGCGCGCCCUUAUCCGAAUGUACCGAGCGCUACAGCGCCCUGUCACUUGCCGCCCGCACUCGCCCGUGUCCCGUCUUCUCGGGACCCUCCUAGCCAUGGCACCGAAGUCCAAAGCCCGCCGCUCCACGCACCACUGCUAGGCUUAAUGUGGUGUGGCUCAUUGUUUCUGUUGCAUUCUGUUGUUCAUCGGAAGCUGUUCGUUGGAAUGCUCAGCAAACAACAGACUGAGGAGGAUGUCCGUCAACUGUUCACGCCGUUCGGCACAAUAGAGGAGUGUUCCAUAUUACGAGGCCCCGACGGUGCGAGUAAAGGUCAGUAA
This is a messenger RNA of Arctia plantaginis, 453 nucleotides long. NCBI's taxonomy places the organism in Eukaryota, Metazoa, Arthropoda, Insecta, Lepidoptera, Erebidae. The record is from the annotation of a GenBank genome assembly.